This is a messenger RNA of Diabrotica balteata, 957 nucleotides long. NCBI's taxonomy places the organism in Eukaryota, Metazoa, Arthropoda, Insecta, Coleoptera, Chrysomelidae. The record is from the annotation of a GenBank genome assembly.
AUGAAGAUGUUUUUGAAAGAUUUCGGAGUUGUUUUGUGUUUAGUUGUAACGACUGCUCGAUUUUCAUCCGCAGAUCUUGGUAACAUAGACUCUCCAGUUGACUACUCACUGGCAACCAUUCAAGAUGACGACGUAUCAUUUCUGAUCUAUCAAAAUUCUGGAACUAGUUUCCAGACGGUUGCAAUCGGACAAAAUGUAGUUCUUACUCCAAAUGUCAGAAUAAUCAUCCACGGUUAUAACGAGAAUCCAGACUUAGAAUGGGUGGUCCAAAUGAGGGAUGGUUUCUUGUCUAAAGGUUCAUACAUUGUUGUCGUUGUGGAUUGGUCCAAAGCUGCAACUAACUACGAACUUGGUGCUUCUAAUGUUCAAAAGCUUGGCGAAUAUGUUGGACAGUUUCUUAUCGAUAGUGGGCUAGACUAUAGUAGAUCUGAAAUUAUUGGAUCUUGCUUGGGAGGACACGCAGCAGGUCAUGCUGGCAAAUACUUUUUCCAGAAAACGGGGAAGAUGGUGCCCAGGAUAUUUGGUUUAGAUGUUGCAGCUAAGAAAUUUGAACUUCCAGAAGUACCAGAAGAGAAUAGAUUGUCAAUAAAGGACGCUGACUUCGUGGGAGUGGUUCAUACAGAUGCCAGACAAUGGGGCUUUAAACAACCUAUCGGUAUGGUCGAUUUUUAUCCCAAUGGAGGCAAUUACCAGCCUGGAUGUAAUGGUGCCGAUGUAGAUGAAGAUGUUUGCAGUCAUGUUAGAGCUAACUAUUUGUUUGCCGAGUCUAUUACAUCUCUAGUUCAAACUGAAGAAGUUAACAUUGUUAUUGAGGAUGGACUGGUCGUUUCCAACCCUGUAGAUCCAAAUGUCGCGAGACUUAUUAUGUUUGGGGAACAAGUUGAACAACAACCUGGCCCUGGUAGUUUUGUUUUUUCAACUCAGGCCGUUCCACCAUACCUAGUAAUAUCACAGUAA